CACCGCGGCCUCCUUCGAAGACGCCCGCACGCGCGGUUUUUCCUAUCCGUCGAGAUAUCGCCGUGAUAUCUAGGUGAUAUCACGCGCCCCGAGAUCCCCUCGAAGUUCGCUUUGACCUCGCUCGACUCGAGAGUCCCUCGCGGGAAUCGAGACUGAAUAAUUUCGAUGCUCUCGUGGACUUGCAAACGUUUGCACGUUUUCGACUCGCGAAUCCAUCUCGCGUCUGACCUAUUAUUAAAAUCGGCGAUCUAAUUUGUUUCUUGGAUCGCGCAAAGAGCUUUUUUUUUUUUUCGAAAUCACUUCGACGAAUGUAAAACGCGCUGAUGUUACAACAUGUUUUGCGUGAGUCGAAAUUUCUUCGGUAAUUUGACGAUGUCACGAGUUAACACGGCGAGAAGAAGCUUAAUUCGCAUUAUUCGCACGAAAUUUUUAGUUGUUCCAAACUGCAAACGUCUGCAUCUCUAUGUAUGCUAUAACGCGAAUCAAUCCCGGACGGGUGUAUGCACAAUCGAUAUGUAUCGCUCUCUCGGCGGCCGGCGGUUUUGGAUUGCGAUCCGCAAUCCGACAAGAACGGCCGCGCUUGUCCGUCGAUGAACAACGUAAUCCCGGAAAUAACGUCUGCCAAAGUUUUCGACGAGAGGGGGAUAGAACGAUGUGUCGUUCGUCCGACAAAACUGCAAAUGUAUCGCUGCAAAUAUCGAUAGCGGCGCGAAAGAACGAAACGUAACGAAAGAACGUGCCCCGUGUCGAAAGUUUUACCGCCGACGAUCGAAACGCGUGUAAAAAUGUUGGUUCGUUUCAACGGCAGUUAAAAUUAUGAUUUAUGAUGUGUUCGAGGGAGUUACAUAAGUUACUUUGAAGAUAAUUUGAGAGCGCUUCGAGUGGAAUUUUAUGACACGGGACUUUCGAGCAAAACUUUUAUGGCACUUUGUAUGCGAACACUUUUCUCAUCGAAAUUACGCUUUUAUUGGGGGAUUAGAAACGGUUAUUUAAAUGGAUUAAAAAAAAAAAAAAAAAAAAUCCAUUAGAAUACUGGGGAUUUGAGUAAAUACCAGACUGGCAACAAUAGAUAAUGGCUCUUAAUGUUCUUUCCAAUUUUGCGCUAGCUCGAAAGAUACUCGGACGAUGGUUAAAAACUUUGUGUUGUCGGAGAAAGAACAAGAUGUUCAAUGUUGUCGAAACGUUACCCGACCUGCGCCCUUUCCGUCCCUUUGCUCCGUCUUUCCUAUAAAGAGAAAAUCGAUUCCUGCAAACUAACUUGUUUUAAUUUCGCGAUACAGAGACGAAGUUAGCUCGACGGCGACGAGUGAUUCGGCGGAAUUUAACUCGCCAAGAGAGGGAGAGAUUCAUGGCAAAGAGAGGGAAAAGCUCGGCCAGCUUCGGCUUUGCGUCACCUUUGACCUGCCGAGCGCGAAACGCUCAACAAGAUAUCGCAACGAUAUUUAAACGCCACGGAGGUGAAUCGCGCGGUUUUUGCGUGGCAACGAGCAGCAGCGUAACUCGAAUAAGGGCGCAGCUGGUCGGUCAGUUCUUUGACAGUCGCGAGAAACUCCAAACCCGCGCAGACGCUAAAAUGAGAUUGGAGGAAGAUCUGGUGAUCCGCAGGAGCCGACCCACGAUGAUAUCUGCCAAGUAUCGCGCCCGCGAGGAACGCCGUCGUCUGAUGAAGAUCUCCGCUGUCAAGCUGAAGAGAAUUGAGGAUCCCGAAGCGAGCCUGUGCCGAUCGGUGCUCAUAAAUAAUGCGUUGCGACGAUUGCAUCGGGAAAACCGAGAUGAUAAGACGCGCAGUUACGGCACCCUUCCGGUGAUGUCAUACAUGGACGACGUCAGCAAGGAGAACAGCGUCACUGGCAACCUCAUCGCUGACGUAACGGAUGAGGAGGCGUCCUCCAGGAAAAGAUUGGCUGACGAUUCGAGAAACGAUGGGCUUACUUCCAAGAGGCAGAGGCACGACGACCUAGAUCUGCAGGACGACGUGUUUAGCGACUUCUACAUCCUGCCGCCAACGCCGCGCUUGCUCUCGCACAUCGACGAGCUUCAACCGGAACCGGAAGUGUCGCAUCACAAUAGCCACCAUCACCUGGGUUUCCCGGAGGAUCGUCUGGGUGGCGACGGAGUAAUCGAUGUACGAUCAGGCAGCUCAAGCAACAUCUCCGCGACAACCGCCAGCAACAACACGAGUUGCCAUUCGGUGCUCUUCCCCGAAGAUCUCGAUGAUGCAAAUGCUCACCUCUCGAGAUCAUGUACCGACAUGAUGGAAGUGGCCGACGUAGUCGAUCCCGAUCGGCUUUGCGAUUUUGCCAGGUUCGCCGACUCUGCGAAGACGCUGGAGGAACGAUUGGCCGAGCUGCAAUCGUUGGAUGAGCACUUUGACCUCACCAAGUUUGAGCGCAACAACAAUCAGAGCUGCGGCCGCGCUUUUCACGAUAUACAAACCUUUCAUAGUCUAGUGCCUGGCCUGGAGACCUAGAUGGCGGCGUCGUGCCUCGAGCCACCCGCGAUGAUGUCGCAAAACGGCGAAGAUAGGACAGCGACUUUCAAGGAUGCGGACUUACUUGACGAACUCUGACAGAUAAGCUGGGAUCCACUGAUUGUCCUGUGGCUUAUCUUCGCAAGUGAAAUAUGUGAGCACGUGUCGAGAAGAGUAAUAUCGUCGAGACGCGUGAUCUCAUCAAGUUGCAUAGUACCGACAGUGGUGGUACUGCGUCCCGUGAGGAACGAAAAUCCAUAAAAAGAAUAAAGAAGAAGGAAAAGUGUCGACAGAGUGGCCACACACAAAUGUGACAUCGGAGACCAUCCGUCUAUCUUCGAUGCCGAGGACAAAACUCGCAAAAGUGCGAACUCUGUAAAAAUGCUCUGAAACAUUUUUUACCGUGGGCAGAUGGAUGAGCAAAAUUAAGCGCUAUUAACACCAGAAUCGCGAAACGGAACAAAAAUGUCUCGUAUCUAGAAAACGGUUUAAAAAAAAGUAUUCUUGUUUAAGAAAAAAAAUGUUUCAAAAUUUUUAAAAGGAUUUGAAUUUCAAAUUGAGAUGAAACUAACAUAUUCGUGAUUCUGAUAUUAAUUGAUUUAAAAAAAAUAGAUCCGCAAUCUAUGCAUAUUAAUAACUUAAAUUAUAUCAUGAAUUUAAAGAUUUGAAAAAAUUCAAAUUACAAGUUUUAUAUACGGAAGAGGAUGCCAAGUAACAUAUAAUAAACCAUCAUAAUAUAUGCACGGCAUCUCGGUCGAAUCAUCGCCUACGAUAGUCUGACUCAUGCUGGUAAUAAUCUACUUACGGCACUGACUCAAUAUUCAACGCGCGAGAUAUCUAAUAACACCGUAAACGCACACCGCUCUUUAAUCGGCCUUUUUAAGUAAUAAUAACAUUAAUACAAACCUUUUUCUUUCUUCAAACCUAAUGAAAUCAUAGAACAUUUAUUUUCAAUUCUUGAUAUUCUACCUAGCAUGUAUAAAAGCAAGACCUAAUGAAAUCAUAGAACAUUUAUUUUCAAUUUUUGAUAUUUUAUAGUAUGUAUAAAAGCGAGACCAACAAUUACAGACUUACCGAAAGACGAAAAUGCCAAUAAUUGAUACUCAAAUUAUUCCAUUAUUGAUAUGUUUGUCUAAUAUAUUAAUCCACUAAUAUGUCGAGAAUUGCAGUGCUCACUGAUGUAAUAGUUGGCUUCGCUUUUUGGAUGCCGCGUUUGAUCUUUAUUUAUACAUCAGCAAUAUCAAUCCUAUUUUAAAGAUGAUAGAUGAUAAAAUUCAACCGAUUAUCCAUAUAUGCAAUCGUUUCUUCUUUUUCCUUUCUAUAGUAAGUGCAUCCUUCUUUAUAACAAUCAUUUCUUCCUAUAGAAUUGAAUUUUUUCGUCGAUAUUUUUCUUUCAUCUUUAUAUUGUACAAAUUCUUUACAAAUUAUUUUAUAAAUUUAAUUGGAGGGGAAUAUAUAUAGAGUUGUAUAUAGUUUUUAAAUUUUCUGAAUCCGUCGACAUGCCGUGCUAAUAAUGACCCUAAUAUGCUGAUUCACGUAUACUCGCCGGCGCAGUCCUCCUGGCGCAUUGUUCGUCCAACCUUGCCCGCGGCUCGAAUCGCACCUUGCAGCGCCCAAGCGUCGUAGGAGACACGUGCCUACAUACAGUGAUCCGCUGACGCGACGUCGGCCUUUAGCACACGUCACGCGCUAUGCGCCCAUUGUUUGUACAUAUACAGAUAGAUUUUUAAGAGAGCACGUUAUUAACUAUAUAGAAUGAAUUAUGUUGCGAGAUAGCACAUCCCCGGAACUACAAACGAAUGCGCGUGGAAAACGCGGCUUUGGCGCCAGUAAAGUCUGAAAGUGUUUCAAACGUCGGGCUCUCUGAUAAAGAUUGUCUGCCGCUUCAAAUGUUGCUGAAGCGCGAAUACGUGAUAACGCGCGCUUAUCUUUAUCGCGAAGACGCGCAAAACUCUGUGCGUCUUUUCGACAUUUCGAAUUACAGAGCGUUUAAAGAGCGCUUUCCACGCAAUGAUUGUAGUCUAUUAUUAGGAGAAGCGGAGAAGAUCGCGUAAAUAUUAUAAGAUUGUAAUUUUCGCGAUGAUGCGAAGCGCGAUCUUUUCUCCGUCUCGCGUUUGAGAACAUUAUACUCUAUAGGGAAUCCUUUCCCAUUAGCCGAUAUAAAAAACUCGUUUCUUCGCAAUGCAGUUUUCUCUGUGAAAAAAUCCAAAAUUUAGUAUUUUUAUCUAUAUAUAUAUAUAUAUAUAUAUACAUAUAUAUAAAUCUCGUCGAUUCUCAGAGACGCAAGUGACUGUUUUCAGGUUUUACGGCUAAUGCGGGGUACGGUUCACUCCAGAGAAUGUUCUCCGAACGCUAUUUUGUAAGCGCGACAGAAAGACACGCUACCGCGUAACGCCACGACGAGCCUUAGCUGUUGUACAUUAUCGUACAUUUUUGUUAAUAUCAUUCUUUACGCUCGAGAGGAAUAGAAACAGCGAGCAAUAGCUGCGCUUUCUCACUGGUAAUUUCCUUCUAUGAUAUUAUCCUGUAUAUUGACGAAAACAAUGACAUGAGAAGUCACGGCAUUUGAAAUUUUGCAAUAUUUCAUUAUAAAAUCAAUGACAAAAAUUAAUCAUAGAAGGAAAUAUCCGACUUUUCAUUCAUCUUUCGCGAAUGAGAAACUUUCGUUCCUCCGAGUGUUUUAGCGAAUUAUUAAGUAAUGGGCGCGUUAUAAAUUAUUUUUCGAUCGUCGCACGAUCGGUUGUGAUCAAUCGCGAAGUUCUUUUUCCUUUCUCUGGAAUAAUAUGCGGAGAAGAGCCUUCGCGAUCAACGCAGAAAUCCGAAUCGAGAAGCACGAUUUUAUAUUAGAUGAAAAUUUCGUUUUUUAUCGCGCAAAUAUAUUUUGUUAUUUUAUUAUCUACAUUCUAAACUUGGAUUUGAAUCGUUAAUUUUACUUGACACUUAGCAUUUGAUUUUAAUCGAAAGAAAUUUUUCCGUUUUUCCUUUCUUUCUGUUUUAAUCAAAAUUAAACCUUUUCUCGCCUUUGAUUUAAUUAUAUGUUAAGGAAGUGUUAAUAUUAUUUGCAAAUAUUGCGUUUGGAGAUAGUUGAACCAUGUCGAAUAUUUUUCACGAAUUUUUUACGGAUUCUGCGUAGUGCAAUAUUUUCAUUCCUCUAAUAUUUGCUAAUGUUUUUUUUCACAAUUUUCAUAUAAUCUAGACUCUGCUGCGUUUGUUAAAUUACUUGAUUUAAAAUGCGUUUGUUAAAUUGAUUUAAAUUGCUCGUCAAACAUGAAUAAUAUUCCCUUUUUCAUAUUAUAUAUAUUUUUGCUUUUCAAUGUCACGAAAUUACAAAUGCUCAAAAUUAAUAAACGCGAUACUGUUAAAUAUAUCCCUCACAAAAUUGCAAUGAUUAUAUUAUUAUUUAAAAUUACGCACAAUGUGAAAAACGUCAUGUGUCAAUUUAUUAUAGUUAUCGGUAUGCUCGUUAUCGACAUAGCAGCCACGUUUCGUUGAUUCGUGGUCGGCAAUUACAUUCAUGCAAUCCUACUUUUUUUUUUAACUUAUUUUAUUUCUCACGAAAAGUGCUAAAAGGAAAUGGAUAAUGAUUUGUCAACCAUAUCGCAUCGACCCCAAAUACGUAUUCAACUCUCGAAGAAGCUUUUUUUGUAAACAAGCAUUUAUCGUAAAACAAAACGUAUCGAAAAAAAUUGAAUCUAAAUUUUCUUCUCGAGAGUAAAAUCUUCUAUUUUGGAGAUAUUAUAUUAUUGUAUAUUAGGUCAAUUAAGAAAAGGUUAUUUGCGAUUUAAAAGCAUAUUUUUGCGAUACUCAUCGUAAAAUGUUAUUUUCGACAAUCUAAUAUUUUUUAACAAUCCAAUAAUCCGAGAGUUGAAAACAAAAAACAUACUGUAUGGGUAAAGACAAAUUCCGUGGCAAUACGUCUGGGACGCGCGUUAAAUGCGCAGAUAGAUCCAAACUUCCUUCGGAACGCCUGGGCCAGAGAUUUCUGAGAACCGUGUGCAAUGUGCAUACGGAACUCGCAUGUGUAUCGCUCUCCCAACACCUGACGAUAAACAUCGCGUAAAACGGCUCAAUGCGUUUAUAUGUAAAUAGUCGCCUUAGCACUACUAAGAUAAUUAGCUAUGUAUAAAAUUUCAUACAUUGUUUAGGUUUUUUUUAGUACUAGUUAUAUCCGAGAUCAGUUACCAAUUAUAUGAACAAAUUGCAAAUAAACUGCAAAAACAAUAA
This is a messenger RNA of Cataglyphis hispanica, 6694 nucleotides long. RefSeq lists its product as uncharacterized. Gene Ontology annotation, molecular function: transcription regulator activity. The record is from RefSeq and is a predicted model, not a curated record. Gene Ontology annotation, cellular component: nucleus. The transcript is spliced from 3 exons. Bases 1349 to 2470 code for a protein of 373 amino acids. NCBI's taxonomy places the organism in Eukaryota, Metazoa, Arthropoda, Insecta, Hymenoptera, Formicidae.